AUGUCCGAAUCUGACCAGGAGCAAAGUUCUCCUGAGCCACUUUCACCAAGAACUGCUGCUGUACGUGCUGGUUUGAGGAGGAAUUAUAGUUCUUCAAGCGCUGAAUCUAAAAGUUACGAAUCUGAAGGUUCAAGCAACAUGGCAGAGAUUCCGAACAACAACAACAAUGAUGAUGGAGGAGGUGCGCUUGUUGUCCAACCAAGAAAACCCCUGCGUGAGUUUUCCAUUCCCAAAGUCACCGAUCAACCUUCAUGCAUUGUCUAUCCUCAACUCACAGUUGACAGGUUUGAGCUUAAAAGUGGUAUGAUUCAUCUUCUUCCAACUUAUUAUGGUAAUACCACUGAGGAUCCUUAUAUGCAUAUUAAGCAAUUCUUUGAAAUAUGUGCUACGAUCAAAAUUCAAAACCUUGAUGAUGAGCAAAUUAAGAUGAGGCUAUUCCCAUUCAGUUUAAAAGAUAAAGCUAAGUCUUGGUUAUACUCUUUGCCUAAUGCUUCAAUUCAUACUUGGGAAGAGCUUUCUAAUAAGUUUUUGAAGAAAUUCUUUCCGGCUCAAAAGACUAACAAGAUUAGAAAGGAAAUUCUUGGUUUCACACAAAAGGAAGGAGAAGCUUUUCAUGAAUGUUGGGAGAGGUACAAGGAGAUGAUAAGUUCUUGCCCACACCACAACAUAGAGAGUUGGAUGCAAAUGCAAUCUUUCUAUGAAGGUUUGCUAGAUUCCGAAAGGAUGAUGGUAGAUGCAACAAGUGGAGAAGGACUGAUGAACAAAACAGCAGAAGAGGCUUUUACUCUCUUUGAAUCCUUGAGUGCUAACUCUCAACAAUGGAGCCACAAUAAAGGAAGAGGAGCUCCUAUGAAAGCUGUGGUCUCUGAGGUAAGUACAAAUAAUGAGAUUGCUGCAAAACUUGAUGUUAUGUGUUCUUUGCUUCAACAGGCAGUGACCGGCCCUCUAGGAAACAAAGUGGAAGUUCAAGACCAAUCUUUUGCAGAGCACAUGCUAGAACAAGCAAAUGCCCUUCAAGCAAGGAAUCCUCAAAAUGAUCCUUAUUCAAACACAUACAAUCCGGGAUGGAGAAAUCAUCCUAAUUUCAGGUGGAACAACAAUCCAAAUGUGCAACAAUCUCAAGGACCUCCCCCAGGAUUCCAAACACAACAAAGGCAAUUCCAGCAAGCUCCCCAACAAGUGCAAGAGCAAAGGGGUGAUCAAAUGGGAGAAUUGCAAGACAUGUUCAAGAAGUUCAUGGGGCAACAAAUGCAAACCAAUCAGAACCUUCAAAAUGCAGUGAACAAACUAGAAGUGCAAGUUGGGCAGAUUGCAUCCUCCAUGAGCAAUAGAGCAUCCGGAACUUUUCCAAGCCAAACGGAGGUGAAUCCAAGGCAUCAAGAGCAUGCUAAAGCAAUACACAUCUUGAGAAGUGGUAAACAAGUUGAUAAUAAGGUUGGAGAUGCCAAUGAAGAGCAAGAAGAUGGAGAAAACGCGGAGAUCAUUCAGCCACCACAUGGGCAGCCCACAGCUUCCAACAAACAGUCCAUCAAUGCUCCUAGAAAGAGCACAGGCCCUAAGGUAUCAUCUAAUGCUAAUCAAGUUCCAAUUUCAACUAAUGCUUUUAGGCCUAUUGCACCCUUUCCCAGCAGGUUAUCAAAGUCAAAGAAAGAUCAAGGCUUGGAUGAGAUAAUGGAAACAUUCAAGAAGAUUCCAAAGUAUGCAAAAUUUUUGAAGGAUCUAUGCACUAACAAGAGGAGAUUCAAAGAGCAUGAACAAGUUGCAUUGAGUGAAGAGGUAAGUGCAGUGUUACAAAGAAAGCUGCCUCCAAAGCUAAAGGAUCCAGGUUCAUUUUCUAUACCUUGCAUAGUUGGUGAUUUUAAGUUUCAAAAAGCUUUGCUUGAUCUUGGUGCUUCUAUAAAUCUUAUGCCAUAUCAUGUUUAUGAGAAACUUAACCUUGGUCGGCCAUUCAUGGCAACUGCCGGUGCUAUUAUUGAUGUGAAGAAGGGUACAUUGACCAUGAAUGUGUUUGAUGAGACAAUAGCAUUCAAAGUGUUUGAAGCCUCCAAGUUUCCAAGUGAUGAGCAUGAAGUUUUCCAUCUGGAUGCAAUUGAUACUAUGGUGAAAGAAGCACUGCCAAUGAGUUAUUUGGAGCCCAUUGAAGCAUGCAUCACACAAAGCAUAAGGAAAGAAGAAGUGGACAGCUUAGAGGCUAUGAUCUCUCCUUUACUUCUUGAGCUUGCUUGCAGCAUGGAUAGCUACAUAGAAAUUGGAAAGAGGUAUGCCAACCAAUUUGAAUCAUUACCCCCACCUACUAAUAAGGUUUUACCUUCUAUUGUGCAGGCACCAGAGUUGGAAUUAAAGCAAUUGCCAAAACACCUUAAAUAUGCUUAUUUAGGUGAAAAUGAGACUCUUCCUGUUAUCAUUGCCUCACAUCUCGGACCAAAUGAUGAAAAUGGAUAUUCAGGCUACAACCAAAUCGCCAUAGCCCCAGAGGAUCAAGAGAAGACGACCUUCACAUGUCCCUUUGGCACUUUCGCUUAUAGGAGGAUGCCUUUUGGUCUCUGUAAUGCCCCAGCCACUUUUCAAAGGUGCAUGAUGAGCAUUUUCUCCGACAUGGUAGAAAGGUUCAUUGAGGUAUUCAUGGAUGACUUCUCUGUCUUUGGUGAUUCUUUUGAUCAAUGCUUGCAUAACUUAUCCAAGGUGUUGGCUAGUGAUCAUGCAGCAUUGAAAUACUUGUUAGCUAAGAAGGAUGCCAAACCACGACUCGCAUGCGGAGGCCAUUUUGGAGCAAAGAAGACUGCCAGCAAAGUGCUACAAUCAGGUUUUUUUUGGCCUACCCUUUUUAAGGAUGCUUAUGUUUUUUGUGCUUCAUGUGAUAGAUGCCAACGGAUGGGUAAUUUACAUGCUAGAAAUCAGAUGCCUCUCACCAAUAUCUUAAUCAUUGAUAUAUUUGAUGUUUGGGGAAUUGAUUUCAUGGGCCCUUUUCCUACCUCUUAUGGAUUUGAAUAUAUAUUAGUUGCUGUCGAUUAUGUUUCUAAAUGGGUGGAAGCCAUUGCCACUAGAACUAAUGAUGCUAAGGUUGUGAUCGGUUUUCUCAAAGGAAAUAUUUUUACAAGGUUUGGCACACCUAGAGCAAUCAUUAGUGAUGGUGGCUCCCACUUUGUUAACCAAGCUUUUGCAGCACUCUUGAAGAAAUAUGGAAUCACACAUAAGGUGGCAACACCCUAUCAUCCUCAAACUAGUGGGCAGGUUGAGAUAAGCAAUAGGGAGAUUAAGCACAUACUUGAAAAGAAAGUGAACACCACAAGGAAGGAUUGGUCCAUGCGUUUGGAUGAUGCAUUGUGGGCUUAUAGGACUGCUUAUAAGACCCCUAUAGGUAUGUCUCCGUAUAGACUUGUUUUCGGUAAACCUUGUCACUUACCAGUGGAGCUUGAGCACAGGGCUUAUUGGGCAAUCAAGGCCUUCAAUUUUGAUAUGAAAGCCGCUAGUGAGAAGAGGAGGCUUCAACUCAAUGAGCUGGAGGAGUUGCGACAUGAAGCGUAUGAGAACGCGAAGCUUUACAAGGAGAAAACAAAGCAAUAUCACGACAAGAAAAUUCUUAGGAAGACGGUUGAGAAAGGGCAGAAGGUUCUCUUAUUCAAUUCACGCCUUAAGCUCUUCCCAGGUAAGCUUCGUUCUCGGUGGAUUGGCCCUUUUGUUAUUACUAAUGUGUUUAAUCAUGGCGCAGUGGAGAUUCAAAACAUUAAGGAUGGCAGCACCUUCAAGGUGAAUGGACAUCGGUUGAAACCUUACUUUGAUGCCAACUUUGAUGCCAAUAUUGAGUCUCAAGCACUCAAGGAGCCUCCACCACUCUCUUAA
Prunus dulcis (almond) is the source of this 3840-nucleotide messenger RNA. RefSeq lists its product as uncharacterized. The record is from RefSeq and is a predicted model, not a curated record. NCBI's taxonomy places the organism in Eukaryota, Viridiplantae, Streptophyta, Magnoliopsida, Rosales, Rosaceae. Gene Ontology annotation, molecular function: nucleic acid binding. The transcript has 6 exons. Gene Ontology annotation, biological process: DNA integration. The coding region runs from base 1 to 3840 and encodes 1279 amino acids.